This is a messenger RNA of Mya arenaria, 479 nucleotides long. RefSeq names its product putative nuclease HARBI1. The annotation marks the transcript as partial. The record is from RefSeq and is a predicted model, not a curated record. The transcript has 5 exons. Lineage: Eukaryota; Metazoa; Mollusca; Bivalvia; Myida; Myidae.
CCUAACUUGUCAGUGAAAAGAAAGUUACCAUCCGCAAGAGAUGAGGUAUUAAGGACAAAAGUGGGAUUUUUCAGGAAGUGCAGGAUACCCAACAUCAUAGGAGCAGUGGAUGGAACAUUGGUCCCUAUUCUUGCUCCUAAGGACAAUGGGGUUGCCUUCAUAUGCAGGAACGGUUACCAUUCCAUCAAUGUCAUGGCUGUAUGUGACCAUGAAAUGAGAUUCACUGACAAUGUAGCCAGAUGGCCAGGUUCCCAGCAUGAUGCAGCCGUGUUUGAUGUUGAUGACUAAAGGCUUUGAAUCUAGGACCACCUUGAGACCAACCAGACAGGCAUUUAACUUGGUGAUGGCGGUUAUCCCCUCGGUCCAUACCUACUGACCCCAUUACUCAAUCCUACCACUCCACAUGAGAUUGCCUUCAACAAGGCCCAAAUCAGGGGGCGUAUAGUGAUUGAGAGGAGUUUCGGACUUCUAAAAUCCCG